Molecule: messenger RNA, 3486 nt
Organism: Episyrphus balteatus (marmalade hoverfly)
Lineage: Eukaryota; Metazoa; Arthropoda; Insecta; Diptera; Syrphidae
Exons: 7
Coding region: 764-2437 (557 amino acids)
Source: RefSeq, a predicted model, not a curated record
AUCAACGAUUUAGUCCCUAAAAAUACCUUAAACACUCCAGAACAGAACAUUCAUUAUACAGUACCUAAAACACAAUAAAACACAAAAAACUUAAUAAAUAAAAUUAAAAUUUUUAAUCAAACAACAACAAAAAAGAGAGAAUAAAUUCUUAAAAUUAACUUAUUAACAAAUAAGUGCCUUGACAUAAUAUUAACAAAAAAAAAAAAAUUAACAAAAAGUAAAUUUAAAAUACGGAAGUUAACUUGUGUAUCUCGAAAACACCAGAAUAAAUUUUUAAAAAACGGCCUAAAAAUCCCCAAAAAAAAAACCCGUCAGCAGGAUUCUAACAGCAGCUUUACCUAAAUACAAAAAAAAAAUCAAUAAUUUUCGUCAAAGGAAUAAAUCCAAACCAACCACCUCUCUUGGCACAAUCAAACAAAUUUUUAAGGCGAAGGAUAUAUUUUUCAAUGCCAUCACACUCCGACUGACUGACGGGUGUGAGGUGCAUUGCGUAUUUCGAGCCGUUACGACACACUCUAUAAUAUUGAAAAUUGAACUUGAAGGUUGUUUUUUUUUUUGGAUUUUUCUGUUUCGGUUUUAAUUAUAAAACAUAUCGCUGGUGUAACCACGAUGAUGGUCGUGAUGAUGGUUGGGACCGUUUUUAAUGAAAAGUGUUGUGUGUCUGCGGCGUAAAUGAAAAGCGCCACUACCUUUUUUUUUUUUUUAUUAAAUAUUGAAUUUUUCAUCCUGACCCAUUGACCGGAAGAGAAAAACAGCUAGCAGCAUGGUGGACCUAAAUAUACCGCCAACACCCCCUAUGGGGGAGAGUUCCAAAAUCAAAAGCCUAAUGGGACGGACACCUGGAAUACUCAAGUCGAAAUUCCUCACUGUUCUCGGCAAUAGCAAUGAGCUGCUCAAUGGGAUUUCAAAUAGACUGACACUUAGUAUAAGUUCCAGUGACUCAGAUUACUGUGACGAUGAUGAGGAAGAAGUUCCUCAAUAUGACGAGACAAUAGAUUAUACAAAAAUUGAUUUUGAAUCGAGGAGAGUUAAGGCACGUCGUGCUCAUGAAGAAAUUAUUUCUGGCCGAUAUCGUCAUCCCAAUUGGGAGCCCAAGGCCAGAUUGGAUACAGGUACAGCAGCUGCCCAGACAAAACCCUCAUCAUCAUCAUCAAGUUCAAGUGGUGGGUCGAUGGGUGGUGGCAAUGGUGGCAGAGUUGGUGGUCGUGGUGCUUUAUUAAACAAAUCCCGUUGCAUUUCUAUCGAUUCUAAAUCCACCCACGACCAAGACAUUGACAUAGACAUAGACAUUGAAAUAGAAAACGACUUGAGAAAAAUCAAUGAAUUGCUGAAUACAACACCCGCAAUUGAUGUCGAAUCCACACCCUAUCACCUAACACCACCACCACCACCACAAACACAAAGCGCAACCACGGAAUUUAUACAAAACGACGACGGAAAGCUUAAAGUACAAGCUGGCAAUUCUCCAAACAAUGGGCCCAGCAAAACCUCAAAUAGCAGUACAUUGACCAGCCUUCAUGACCCGGUUCAUGCGAGUCCCAGUUUAGAGUCAACAGACUGGAAGAACUACAUUCGUUCGGAAUCGCAGAAUUCGGUGCCAUCGUGGGCGUCUUCGAUAAGUUUGGACGACCAUAAGUCUGAUGAUCCGGCUAAAGAGUUUAUGCGGAAAUUUGCUGAUAUUAUGUUCACAAAUCCUUCGACUAUUGGAUUGGAACUUAAGUCAGAAUUUGGACAGAUUGCUAGACAGGAGGCAGGACGAUUAUGGUUUUGUCGUUAUGUGAUGGCACAGAAGCUGAAAUCGAAACGGGUGGAUGAGAUAACAUUUUAUUCGUUGGUUCAGAACUUUGCUAUAAUUUUGUUUGAGAGCACAGAAGCGGAGGAUUAUACGCCAGCGGCUAGCGUUAUGAAUAUGUGCUUUACAUUUUAUCAUGAAAUUGAAGUUCCUGGCUGUGAGCCUUACAGGGAAUACCUUUUUACUUAUCUAAGACAACAACCUAUCUGGCAUACACUACGCUUUUGGAAUGCUGCCUUUAAUGAUGCUAUACAAAGUAAACGCGAACAACGUAUGGCAGUUUCGCAGAAAAAACGUGGCAAAAAUAAUCCUAAUAAUCCGUGGAAAUCACUGUCUCGUGGACAGAGUGAAGGUGAAGAGGAACAUUCGGAUUCAUCUAGUUCGUCGUCGCAUCAUAGUUUUGCGGCUAGUGGAGUGAAUGAUUUGACAGAUAAUAAAAAAUUUCAACAACAUAUUGCCUUCCAACAAUUGGGAACGUUCACUUGUAACAUGCACUCGCUUGGUAUUAGCAAAGAUCUGUGUAUUGAAUUUCUAAUCAAACAAAAUAAUGCUCUUCGCCUACCUAAAGAUAAAGUGCAUCUAAUACGCGAUAAUAUCAACCGAAUGUACCAUGAAACCGAUUUAUGGGGUGCAAAAGAAUCAUGAAGGCUUUUCAAACAAAAAAUAAAAACUCAUCAGACCUUUUCUGUAUGCAUUUUUGAAUUUAAAAAAUGCAUUUGAAUCUAUAAACUUAAUCUAUAUUUAUAAGUCUUGACUUAAAACAAAAAUUAACAAAAAAAAAAUUCUUAUUCUUAAAUGUUAACAAACUAUUUUUCUCUCUCUUUUGUUCUUUAGAAAAAAAAAAAAAAUUAAAUAAAAUAAAAUAUUUGUUAGAAAAUAAACAAGAAACCAAUACAAUACCAACCACACUUUUUAAAAUCGAACAUUUCUCUCGGUACAAAUUGUGAUACGAUUUUGUUUUUGUGAUUUAAAAUUACAUUUAAGAUGAAAUUAAAAAAAAAAAAAAAAUAAAAAAUAUAUAUAAAUUUAAAUUUAAGUAGAUUAAGAAAAAAUAAAUAUGACAAAAAGAAAAAAAAAUGGAGAAAGAGAAAAGAAAAGAUAUAAAAGUGCAAAAUAAACCAAAACAUUUUACCUACAUAUUUUAAGUAUGAGCAAAGCAAGCAAGCAAGAAACUAUUUUUGAUGGAAUACAAGCUUUAUUUUUUAUAAAAACAAAUUUAAUAAAAAAAAAAUAACUUAAAUAUUUAAAUAAAAAAAAAAAAAAAUCCGUCAUAAAAUAACAUAAAAACAAUCAAAAAGAAUGAGUUGUGAAUAGGUACGAGGCUAUAAAGUUUAUAGAAAUAUUUACCGAGUAGGCAUUUGCAUUGCAUUUAGAUAGAAAUAUUUUUAUGAAAUAUUUAGAGAUGAAUGAUGGAAUGAUUAAAAUGUUUUAACCCCGCGAUUAUGGUUAGUGUCAAUACCCAAAUUUUCUCUGUUUUCUGGGCAUACAAACAUAUUUAAAAAAAUUAUUCAAAAUUUUAUUUUUUUUUUUUUUUUGUUAAAUGUAAAAAAUCGGCGCGAAUGUAAGCCCUAGUUCCGAAUAGAGCUUAAAAAGGCCUUUAUUUUAAUAUAUCAUUCGAUGGAUUUAGAGGAAAUUUUUGAAAAAGCCUAUUUUUUAGGCAAGGGGUUAGUUAACCUUGAUUUUUUUUUUUCGAA